Molecule: messenger RNA, 2453 nt
Organism: Cucurbita maxima (winter squash)
Lineage: Eukaryota; Viridiplantae; Streptophyta; Magnoliopsida; Cucurbitales; Cucurbitaceae
Product: stromal 70 kDa heat shock-related protein, chloroplastic-like
Exons: 6
Coding region: 205-2238 (677 amino acids)
Biological process (GO): cellular response to unfolded protein; protein refolding
Cellular component (GO): cytoplasm; chloroplast
Molecular function (GO): ATP hydrolysis activity; heat shock protein binding; ATP-dependent protein folding chaperone
Source: RefSeq, a predicted model, not a curated record
UCUCUGGAACCCAACAGAAAAAUCCCCAAAUGGCCCUUCCAAAUUCUUCUCCGAAACCCUUCGAUCCUUCUCGAACACCCCAAGUUCUUCCCCAUUAAUCUCUCACGUUCUCCGCCAUUUCCCUCUAUAAUUUCCACCUCCUCACCAUUUUCUUGUAGAUUCAUUCUCCACGACUUCUUCUUCUUUCUCACAAAUCACUCACCAAUGGCUUUCAGUUCCGCAGUAGCAUCGCAGCUCCACAUUUUCCGAUCCUCCAAUCUCCGAUUUCCGGAUUCCAACAAAUCCUGGAAUCGGGGACGGCGACGUACAGCGCCCGCCGUAAUCCGGUGCGAGAAGGUCGUUGGAAUCGACUUAGGAACGACGAACUCGGCGGUCGCGGCGAUGGAGGGAGGGCAACCGACGAUCGUGACGAACGCGGAGGGACAGAGGACGACGCCGUCGGUUGUGGCGUACACGAAGACUGGCGAUCGGCUAGUCGGUCAGUUGGCGAAGCGGCAGGCGGUGGUUAAUCCGGAGAAUACUUUCUUCUCCGUGAAGAGAUUUAUUGGAAGGAAGAUGGCGGAGGUGGACGAGGAGGCUAAGCAAGUCUCUUACAAGGUUAUCGCCGAUGAGAAUGGGAAUGUGAAGCUCGAUUGCCCUGCCGUCGGCAAGCAAUUCGCCGCCGAGGAGAUUUCCGCUCAGGUUUUAAGAAAGCUGGUGGAUGAUGCAUCAAAGUUCUUGAAUGAUCAAGUAGGAAAAGCUGUAGUCACAGUCCCAGCAUAUUUCAAUGACUCGCAAAGGACAGCGACGAAAGACGCUGGUCGAAUUGCCGGUCUCGAAGUUCUUCGCAUCAUCAAUGAACCAACUGCUGCUUCUCUUGCUUAUGGCUUUGACAAGAAAACCAACGAGACUAUUCUCGUUUUCGACCUCGGGGGUGGAACGUUUGAUGUCUCAGUUCUUGAGGUUGGAGAUGGCGUGUUUGAGGUUCUUUCUACUUUAGGUGAUACACAUUUGGGUGGUGAUGAUUUUGACAAGAGGAUUGUCGAUUGGCUUGCCGAGAGCUUUAAGAGGGACGAAGGAAUCGAUCUUUUGAAAGACAAACAAGCGCUGCAACGUCUUACGGAAACGGCCGAGAAGGCGAAGAUUGAGCUAUCAUCUUUAACACAGACCAAUAUUAGUUUGCCAUUUAUCACUGCGACCCGAGAUGGUCCGAAACAUAUCGAUACUACACUUACUAGGGUGAAGUUUGAAGAGUUGUGUUCAGACUUGCUAGAUAGGCUGCGAUCGCCGGUGGAAACGGCUCUAAAGGACGCGAAGUUGUCGUUCAAAGAAAUAGAUGAAGUCAUCCUUGUCGGGGGCUCGACUCGUAUCCCAGCAGUUCAAGAGCUUGUUAAGAAAAUGACAGGUAAAGAACCGAACAUGACAGUAAAUCCCGAUGAAGUGGUUGCGCUCGGGGCUGCAGUUCAGGCUGGUGUUUUAGCUGGAGAUGUCAGUAACAUUGUUCUCUUAGAUGUCACACCGCUCUCUCUCGGUUUGGAAACUUUGGGCGGAGUAAUGACCAAAAUCAUUCCGAGGAACACGACGUUACCAACAUCCAAAUCUGAGGUGUUUUCGACAGCAGCAGAUGGACAAACAAGUGUUGAGAUUAAUGUAUGUCAAGGCGAACGAGAGUUCGUUCGGGACAAUAAGUCUCUUGGACGAAUUCUCCUCGACGGUAUCCCACCCGCACCCCGCGGCGUUCCUCAGAUCGAAGUGAAAUUCGACAUCGACGCUAAUGGUAUUCUCUCUGUCACUGCCAUUGACAAGGGAACUGGGAAGAAGCAAGACAUCACAAUCACUGGCGCGAGUACUCUACCAAGUGACGAGGUGAAUAGAAUGGUUAAAGAAGCAGAGAAGUUCGCAAAGGAAGAUAAAGAGAAGAGGGAUGCCAUAGACACAAAGAACCAAGCAGAUUCUGCUGUGUACCAAACUGAAAAACAGCUAAAGGAGCUCGGAGACAAAAUUCCCCAAUCCGUUCGAGAGGCUGUCGAGGCUAAGCUCAACGUCCUUAAGGACGCCAUUGCUAACGGGUCGACCGAAAAAAUCAAAAUCUCCAUGACUGCACUGAAUCAAGAAGUAAUGCAGAUGGGGCAGUCCCUCUACAGCCAAGGAGCAGCCUCCAGCGACGGGACUGCAUCCGGAACUCAGUCCGCUUCAUCGAGAUCAGCUGGAGAAACUGAUGGCGAUGUUAUCGACGCAGAUUUCGUGGAUAGCGAAUGACUUUGUGCAGUAGGUACGAGGUAUAAGUAAUUUGGCUUUUGUAUCAAUUUUGAAUUACUUGGUUUAGAAUAUAUUGUGUGCAUAUCUAGUUUAGAGUUUAGAUGAUGUAUAAAUUUCAAUUUCUAUGCCUUUGCCUUUGGAAAUGGUAGAAUUGUACUGUCCCAAGAAGAAGUUAAAUUGUACAAAUCAUUACAAAUAAUAUAUUAGUUUUUGAA